Molecule: messenger RNA, 3407 nt
Organism: Limanda limanda (common dab)
Lineage: Eukaryota; Metazoa; Chordata; Actinopteri; Pleuronectiformes; Pleuronectidae
Gene: rad23ab
Product: RAD23 homolog A, nucleotide excision repair protein b
Exons: 10
Coding region: 132-1547 (471 amino acids)
Biological process (GO): proteasome-mediated ubiquitin-dependent protein catabolic process; nucleotide-excision repair
Cellular component (GO): nucleoplasm; cytosol
Molecular function (GO): polyubiquitin modification-dependent protein binding; ubiquitin binding; damaged DNA binding
Source: RefSeq, a predicted model, not a curated record
CAGACAGCUGAGUCACAGAGUGUUCAGGAGACUCUCUCUCAUCACAGCAAGUAAACAGGGAGCGAAGGAGCGAAGGAGCCCGAGGACUUGACCCGAUAGCAGCGAACUGUGGCCCCAGCCGCUCUGGAACCAUGCUGACCAUAACACUGAAGACCCUCCAGCAGCAGACGUUCAAGAUAGAGAUAGAGGCAGAAGUGACGGUGAAAACUCUGAAGGCGAAAAUAGAGGAGAACAGAGGGAAAGAUGCAUUUCCUGCUGCAGGACAGAAACUCAUCUAUGCAGGCAAAAUCUUGAAUGAUGACAUCCCAUUGAAAGAGUACAAAAUCGAUGAGAAAAACUUUGUGGUGGUCAUGGUUACCAAGCCUAAACUAAACCUUCCUUCACAAAAAGCUCCUCAGCCAACUUCCCAACCAGCUGCAGCCUCAGCACCGCCCUCAACCUCAGCACCGGCCUCUGGUCCUGAACAAGCACCCUCCUCACCGACACACACAGUGUCUGCGCCCACACCUGCCCCGCAGUCAGUGCCUCCUCCUGAAUCCCCAUCUUCAUCACCAGUCCCAGAAAACACAGAAUCGCCUCCUGCUGAAGCAUCAGCAGCUCUGGACUCAAAUGUAACCCCAGUCUUAGCUCCUGACUUGGCGCCAGCUGUCACUCCAGCCUCUGCACUGGCUUCAGCCUCUGAAACUGAUCAAACAGCCUUGGCCACUGCAGACCCAGCCAAUCCUGCUACGCAGCUAGAAGACAAUCCAAGGGAAAACCCUGAGAAUCAACCAUCCAUCACGGCACCAAUGCGCUCUUCGGCCUCCAGCCUUGUUGAUGAACUGGGACACCUUGAAGAAGCAGCAUCAAUACUGGUGACAGGUCCGGCCUAUGAGAGCCUGGUGUCAGAGAUCAUGUCUAUGGGUUAUGAGCGGGAGCAGGUAGUUAUUGCACUCAGAGCCAGUUACAACAACCCAGACAGAGCAGUGGAGUACCUACUGAUGGGUAUUCCAGCAGAGGCCAGUGAUCUGCCACCUCAAGAGCCAGUUAGACACAGUGCUUCAUCAAACCCCCCAAACCCUGCCACUGAGGCACCGCAGCAACCCCCAGCAACCUCUAACACAGGGCCAUUGUCUAGCAGUCAGCCUCCCCCUGCUGGUGGAGGUUCUGUCCCCACAGCAAACCCUCUGGAGUUCCUGAGGAAUCAACCACAGUUCCAGCAGAUGAGACAGAUCAUCCAGCAGAACCCAGCCCUCUUGCCAGCCCUGCUGCAGCAGCUGGGCAGAGACAACCCACAGCUACUGCAGCAAAUCACACAGCACCAGGAGCGUUUUGUACAGAUGCUGAAUGAGCCUCGAGGUGGAGACACAGGAGGCGAGGGCGCCGAGGCCCAAGGGUCUCCACAGACAAACUACAUCCAGGUCACCCCACAGGAGAAGGAGGCCAUUGAGAGGUUAAAAGCGCUGGGUUUCCCUGAAGGCUUAGUAAUCCAGGCGUACUUCGCAUGUGAGAAGAAUGAGAAUCUGGCUGCUAACUUUCUGCUCCAGCAAACGUGGGACGAUGAGUAAGCAGACAACACCUGACGCAUCACCGUUGGACAGAGGGUUUUGGGAGUGGGUGAAAGUGCAAUGCAAAAUCCACUGGGGACGGACGGACGUGGGGAGGAAGACAACCUUUCUUUUCACGCCAUUGUGACUGUGGUCUGAUGAAGAUGGUGACAAUAAUGACAACGAUAUGCUGUUCAAAGUUCGCUGUGCUGCCUGCUCUCCAUACUGCUGUGUGGUCAUCAAAGGAGCUCCCACCGAGCUGUACCUCACUGCUGCUACAUUAUUACUGCUGCCGCUUGAGCUGAGAGGAGACAUGUCAACAGUAUGCAUCACCUUCACAGGAUUUGACUGUAUGGAGAGUGUUUCUACUGCAGAUAUUGCAUAUGUUAGACUACUAUACACACACAGUAGACAUACUGCUUGGAUUUACGUGGAAAUGUGAUGCAAACUGUUGACUUCACUGUUUUGAGAGCUAGCACUGCUUUAUAUUAAAGUUUAGGCCUGGUCUGGUCAUUUCUUCAGCUUCUUUUGUCCAUUGGAAGAAAAAUCUUUUAAAACAUCUAAAAUCAAACAAGUCUCAACAGCACUGAUGUGUUCUCCAGGUGUGCUCCUGUGGUUCCAUAUUUGCUGGUAGAGCAUAGAGCAUUUGAAACUGGCUGUUUCCGCUGGCAAGAUUAAAUAAUUAAGAAAUAAUACAUAUCAAUUUGGAUUUCUAGUCAAAAUGUAACCAAUCAUCAUUUUUUAUAAAUGUAUCAUUACCCACUAUUAUAACUGAAAGAAGAAACGGUUAUAUUUCCAUAUUUGUAUAAUUUUUACAUAAUUUCCCAAUUUUCCUUAAUUUUGUAAUAUUUUAUGUUGUCAUUUUAGUUGUUCCAAACGUAUGUAGGGAUAUUGCUUUGACUGGCAGAUAUGGGCUGCCAAAAAAUGUAGACAUUCAAAGAUAGGUCAAAUGUAUCUGCUGUAAGUGAGCAUUUAACACCAUAAAAAGAAUAAGCGGUACAGUCACAGUAAAUAAUGCUGCCUUGUUUUUAAGAUAACAUGUGUGUGCAUUAGUGAUGCGUGAGUGAAGUGGAUCACUUUGCUUGAUUUAGUGUUUUAUGCUGUUUGACUUUGGAGGACUUGUUGGUUCUGUUGUUUGAACAAUGAGGAAUUUGAAGGUUGUUGAUGUAGUUCCACUCUACUUUGCAGGCUAAAUAUUUGUCAUGUUUUUAUUUUGAAAGAAAGGUUGUUUUCAGUAUUUCUUAGCUGGAAUGAACAGGCAUAGUCCACGUCCUAUGUUCAGCCAAUCAAGUUCUUUUGUGCUUGUUUCACAUUUUCUAUGCAUUUUAAAGCUGUAAGACUUUGAGCCAAUGCUCCUGCAAGUCUUACUGGUAGACUUGUACAUUACCAUACAGUGUUUCAGAUAUUUCAAAGAUCAGUGUUGUAGGAUUUGUGACUCCAAACUUUGAAUUAUUGAUAAUUUAUGAGUCUCUGCCUCAAAAGUGGUCUAAAAGGAAGCUGAAUAAGUGCUAGUAGCCAAAACCAACACACAAAAAAAAUAUAUGUUUUUAGCAUUCAGCAUGUGCUUUGUUGUUUCUCCUGUUACUUUUCUAUAUUUUGUUUGAAUGGAACUCACUGCAGCCGGAAGUAAACUGUUGGGGGAAGGCACUUGAAUGUGGUAUAUGCUACUCUAGCUUGUGAGCAGUUGUUGGUUGCAUGAGGUGAUGAAACCACCAGUAUCGUGUUGCUCUGAUCUCAGUUUAUCUAUGGUUUUCUUUUCUUUUUUGGUUUAUAAAAAAUGUACUUACAGCCGUAAAUACUUUGGUUGAGGUUUUGCUGAAUAUUUUGGGGGAAAAUAAACUUGUUCCACCAUUGUGUAAAAUAAAUUGCUUUUACAAAGCG